This is a messenger RNA of Arabis nemorensis, 2379 nucleotides long. NCBI's taxonomy places the organism in Eukaryota, Viridiplantae, Streptophyta, Magnoliopsida, Brassicales, Brassicaceae. The record is from the annotation of a GenBank genome assembly.
AUGGACGCGAUCAAACCACUUCCGAAGAUCUCGAGCUUCUCCGUUUCGGUCUCUAACUUCCUCGACGAAAGCUUCAGAGAAGCCACGGAUCUCUCCCAGUCUCCGGCUCUGGUUUCCGACUUACGGACUGAGAUUUCCGAAUUGGAUCAGAGAUUGGCCGCGCUCAAUCGCCAGCUCGAGUCCGGUCUCGCUGCUCACGCUUCGUUUUCGGAUCGCGUCGGUGGUCUAAUUGUCGGGGUUAAUGCCAAGUUGGCUGAUCUCUCUUCUUCUACAUGUGUUGUGCGCUCCGCGUCAGUUGGCGGGCAGGAGCAUGUAGCUGGGGAGGAGCUUCCAUCACUGGCGAAGGAAGUAGCACAAGUUGAGUCUGUUCGGGCUUAUGCUGAGACUGCACUGAAACUUGACACUCUUGUGGGUGAGAUCGAGGAUGCUGUCAUGUCUUCUUUGAAUAAAAACUUGAUAACAUCUCGGUCAAGCAGUUUUCAAGAAGUGCGUCUAUAUGCUAUCAAAACACUUAAAAAGACAGAAGAAAUACUGAAUGUUGUGGCAAGGAGACAUCCUCGGUGGGCACGUCUUGUGUCUGUUGUUGAUCACAGAGUAGAUAGAGCUUUAGCCAUGCUGAGACCUCAUGCAAUUGCUGAUUACAGAACGUUGCUUUCUUCUCUUGGAUGGCCACCUCAGCUUUCUACUCUAACUUCACCGAAUCUUGAUUCAAAAUCGGAAGAUGUCCAAAAUCCGCUUUUCAACAUGGAAGGGAACCUCAAAAGUCAAUACUGUGGAAAUUUCCAUGCCAUGUGCAGCCUGCAGGGAUUGCAGUUGCAAAGAAAGGCGCGGCAACUUGGAAGCCAUAAAGGAGAAAAUGUUCUUUUCCACCAGCCACUCUGGGCUAUUGAAGAGCUGGUCAACCCUCUGACAGUUGCAUCUCAACGGCAUUUUACAAAGUGGAGCGAAAAGCCCGAAUUCAUUUUUGCCCUUGUGUAUAAAAUCACCAGGGACUACGUGGAUUCUAUGGAUGAGUUGUUGCAACCGCUUGUUGAUGAAGCAAAACUAGCUGGGUACAGUUGCCGAGAAGAGUGGGUUUCGGCUAUGGUAAGCUCACUGUCUUUGUACUUGGUGAAAGAGAUAUUCCCUAUAUAUGUUGGUCAGCUAAAUGAAGCAAACGCAGCUGAUCUUUGUUCUGAGGCUAAGAAUUCGUGGCUCCAUCUCGUUGACCUGAUGAUCUCUUUUGAUAAGCGAGUUCAGUCUCUGGUAUCUCAAUCAGGAAUACUUUCGCUUCAAGAAGACUGGAACCUUCUGAGAAUAUCCUCUCUCUCAGUUUUCUGUGACAGACCUGACUGGCUCGAUUUAUGGGCAGAGAUAGAGUUAGAUGAGAGGCUCGUCAAACUCAAGGUGGAAAUGGAUUACGACAGAAACUGGACAGUGAAGGUGCAAGACGAACUUAUCUCCACUUCCAGCGUUUACAGACCACCAAUUGUUUCGAGCAUUUUUCUGCAGCACCUGUCAUCGAUAAUCGAGCGGUCCAAAUCAGUGCCGGCCAUUUAUUUGAGGGCAAGGUUCCUGAGACUGGCAGCCUCCCCAACAAUUCAGAAAUUCUUGGAUGGCCUCCUUUUCAGGUGCCAAGAAGCCGAAGGACUAACUGCUUUAACCGAAAACAACGAUCUUAUCAAGGUCUCAAACUCUAUCAAUGCUGGUCACUACAUUGAAUCUGUCUUAGAAGAAUGGUGUGAGGAUGUCUUUUUUCUUGAAAUGGGAACUGGAGAGCACAAUCCACAAGAAGCUCCAGGAGUAGAGAACGUUACAGAACCUUCUGAUUCUGAAGGUAUUUUCGGAGAUGAAUUUGAGAAGCUGGAGAAGUUCCGGCUCGAGUGGAUAAACAAGUUGUCUGUGGUGGUCUUGAGAGGCUUUGAUGCUCGAACUCGAGACUACAUGAAAAACAGAAAGCAAUGGCAGGAGAAGAGAGACAAAGAAUGGACGGUGUCGAGAGCACUAGUUGGGGCUCUAGACUACUUGCAAGGAAAAACGUCUAUAAUAGAAGAAAAUCUAAACAAAGCAGACUUUACGGCAAUGUGGAGGAGUCUAGCCUCAGAGAUAGAUAGGUUGUUCUUCAACAGCAUUUUGAUGGCGAAUGUAAAGUUUUCUAGUGAUGGAGUCGAAAGGUUUAAAGAGGACAUGGAGGUUCUAUAUGGGGUUUUCAGGGCAUGGUGUGUUAGACCCGAAGGUUUCUUCCCUAAACUAAGUGAGAGUCUUACAGUGCUGAAGAUGACAGAGAAGCAAGAGAAGGAUGGUCUGAGCAGAGGUGGCAAAUGGUUACAUGAGAACGGAGUUCGGUAUCUGAGUGAAGCCGAAGCCAAGAAGGUGGCAAAGAGUAGAGUGUUCUCUUAG